Messenger RNA from Sinocyclocheilus grahami, 3363 nucleotides. RefSeq lists its product as uncharacterized. Lineage: Eukaryota; Metazoa; Chordata; Actinopteri; Cypriniformes; Cyprinidae. The record is from RefSeq and is a predicted model, not a curated record. Bases 1 to 3363 code for a protein of 1120 amino acids. The transcript is spliced from 19 exons.
AUGAGGUUUCUGAUCUCACUGUGUGUGUCACUACUGCUGCUGAUUAAUGGUGAAAUAACCAGUGGACAAACAUCAGAAACUACAACUUCCAGCUCUGAUCCAUGCUAUGACUAUAGCACUCGUGAUGAAUACUGGAGAGACAUACGGCAAAUCCCAUAUCAGUACAAUGGACAUGAUGACACCCAUGUUGAAUGGAGUGGCUGGUACAGGCUGUUCUACAAUGGUCAAAAUGCUCAGAUGCCAGAAUCAUGUGUUAAUCAGUACAUGUGUGGCACUUAUGAGCCAAUGUGGCUCAACGGAUCUCAUCCACAGCUGGAAGAUGGAGUGGUCACCCGUCAGGUCUGUGUUUCUUCAUGGAAUGGCUGCCGGACUUUCACAUCCCACCCUAUACGAGUCAAAGCCUGCCCUGGAAAUUACUACGUUUAUGAGUUUGUCAAGCCUUAUUUUUGCGGAGCCUACUGUGCAGACGCCACAAGUCAGUCAAUCACAACAGUGUCGACAACAAUAGAGACAAUUUCAUCCAUCGAAUCCAUUGCUCCACCAAUCACAACCACUGCUCCCCCUGUUGAUCCCUGCUACAACUACAAUGUCCUGGAUGAUCCAUGGAGAGCCACCUACAAUCAACAUUCCUCUCAAAUAAUGUGUGACACUUGGGUCAGCUGGAACGGCUGGUACCGUCUCUUCAUUCAGGGUCAGAGCGUUCAGAUGCCAGACACAUGUGUUGAUGAGUAUAGCUGUGGCACUCAUGCUCCACUUUGGCUGAACGGAGGACAUCCAACAGUUGAGGAUGGAGUGGUCACUCGAGAUGUCUGUGGUCACUGGGACAAUAACUGCUGCUAUUUCCAAUCCAAUCCCAUUAAAGUCAAAGCCUGUCCAGGAGAUUAUUAUGUCUAUGAGUUUGUGAGCCCGACUGCAUGCCAUUUGGCAUACUGUGCAGAAUCUACAACUUCCAGCUCUGAUCCAUGCUAUGACUAUAACACUCGUGAUGAAUACUGGAGAGACAUACGGCAAAGCUCAUAUCAGUACAAUGGACAUGAUGACACCCAUGUUGAAUGGAGUGGCUGGUAUCGGCUGUACUUGAAUGGAGAAAGUGCCCAGAUGUCUGAGUGGUGUGUGAGUAAUACAGGAUGUGGUGGUGAAACUGGACUGUAUCUCAGCGGUUCUCAUCCAAGAGUUGAGGAUGGAGUGGUGACCCGUGAAGUUUUAGGAAGUUAUGUAUGGUCUAGUCAGUGUGACGACUACAGAUCUACAUCCAUCCAAGUCAAAGCCUGUCCAGGAGAUUACUAUGUCUAUAAACUUGCCAAGCCAGAUGUGUCGAUCUACAUGCCUUCAUAUUGUGCAGUUGCUUUCAGCAGCAUCAGCAGUGAUCCGUGCUACAACUAUCAGUAUCUGGACCGUCCCUGGAGAGCCACCAAUGAAAGUGGAGACUGGAUUUGUGAUGAAUCUUUCUCCUGGAAUGGCUGGUAUCGGCCUUUCUACUAUGGAAUGAACAUCCAGAUGUCAGAGACCUGUGUUAGUUCAUACAGCUGUAACACAUACUAUAAUCUGUGGCUCAAUGGUCCUCAUCCUCAGAUAGAGGAUGGAGUGGUGAUCAGAGAGGUCUGUGCAGGUCAAAAAUGGAAUGGCUGCUGUACUUACACAUCCCACCCUAUACGAGUCAAAGCCUGCCCUGGAAAUUACUACGUUUAUGAGUUUGUCAAGCCUUAUUUUUGCGGAGCCUACUGUGCAGGUGAGCAUUUAUCAAUCACAACAGUGUCGACAACAAUAGAGACAAUUUCAUCCAUUGAAUCCAUUGCUCCAUCAGUCACAACCACUGCUCCCCCUGUUGACCCCUGCUACAACUACAAUGUCCUUGACGAUCCAUGGAGAUCCACCAACAAUCAACAUUCCUCUCAAAUAAUGUGUGACACUUGGGUCAGCUGGAAUGGCUGGUACCGUCUCUUCAUUCAGGGUCAGAGCGUUCAGAUGCCAGACACAUGUGUUGAGGAGUAUAGUUGUGGCACUCAUGCUCCACUGUGGCUGGAUGGAGGACAUCCAACAGUUGAGGAUGGAGUGGUCACUCGAGAUGUCUGCGGUCACUGGAACAAUGACUGCUGUGCUUUUCUGUCCAAUCCCAUUAAAGUCAAAGCCUGUCCAGAAGAUUAUUAUGUCUAUGAGUUUGUGAGUCCAACUACCUGCAGUUUGGCAUACUGUGCAGAUGCAAGGAACAUGAACACUACCUCUACAACUGUAAUGCCAGAGACAACCACAGAAACUACAGCAGAAACCACAACAACUGGUAAUAGAAAUCCCUGCUCUGAACUCAGCUGCUCUGAGGAUGAAAGAUGCGGGAUGAAAAAUGGUGUUUAUGGCUGUUUGUGUGAAAAGAACCAUCACAGACAACGACAACGUCAUGACUCUUUUGAUUUCUCAGAAACCUGUGAAAGCAGCUCUGGCUCCUUGUCUGUGUCUCGCUGUCAGCUCUUUGAGGCUGGUUUUCCAGCUGACCUCUUACACCUCAAUGAUCCUAGCUGCAAAGGAACGGUCCGGAAUGGCAGAGUGGAAUUCCAUUUUGAUAACGAUGAACUCAUCUGUGGUACAAAUCUUGUGGCCAACGGCACCCAUUUCAUCUACAGUAACUUUAUUCUGGGGACACCGAGGUCAGAAGGUCUCAUCAGCAGAGAGAAAAUCCUUAAGCUUUCGUUCAGCUGUGUUUAUCCUCAAACACAAACACUUUCCAUGAAUGCGGAAAUCAACCCACUGGAGAGCAUUGUGCACAAGACGCUCCCCGCUGGUGAAGGGAGAUAUCAGGUUCGGAUGAUUCCAUAUGAGGAUGAUGAGUUUACCCGGCCCUUCACUGGUAAAGUGGAUGCAGAGCUCGACCAGAAGAUGAAUGUGGAAGUUCGUGUUGAGGGGGUUGACAGCCGCCAGUUUGCCUCAGUUAUGGACACGUGUUGGGCUACACCUGUGAAUGAUCCUGAUUACAGUCUCCGCUGGGAUCUCAUCGUCACAGAGUGUCCCAAUCCAAAUGACGACACAGUGGAGCUGCUGCAGAAUGGCGUCUCGACAUCCAGCCGUUUCUCCUUCAGGAUGUUCAUCUUCACUGCAAACUCCACGAAGCUUUACCUGCACUGUGCUGUUCACCUUUGCCUUCUGUCAAGCAAUCACUGCUCAAUGGACUGUAACUCUGAACAUCACUGGAGAAAGCGCAGGUCUCUGGACUUCCAUGACAGUGCUUCCAUAUCCAUUGGUCCUCUGAUGUUGUCUGAAGGCAAUACAGAUAAGUGGGUCCCAGAUCAAGUGAAGGUAUCUGAGGCUUCUUGUCUGUGUGCUUCUCUGAUGCUGUUACUUGUUCCUCUGAUGAGUGUCCUGACCCUCUUUUAG